AUGGCGGCGUUGCAGGUGGAUGCUCUGUUUGAUGUGUGUGGGCGGGUGGCGUUGGUGACGGGCGGGAGUCGUGGGAUUGGGGCCGUGUUGGCUGAGGCUUUGGCGGUUAAUGGUGCCAAGGUGUACAUCUCGUCUCGCAAGGCGGAAGCCUGCACUCGGUGCGCUGAGGCCAUCAAUGCCGAGUGCCACCGCAUCAAGUCCCCAGGUCGUGUCAUUGCCUUGCCCGCCGAUCUUGGAACCUCAGAGGGCGUUGAGCAGCUGGCCAGUGACUUUUUAAAGCAUGAGCGCACCUGCCACAUCCUCAUCAACAACGCCGGAGCAACUUGGGGUGAGCCUCUAGAAACACACCCUCCGGCGGCCUUUGAUAAGCUCCUGGCCCUCAACGUCAGAGCAUGCUUCCAUCUGGUGCAAAAAUUGCUUGGCGCACUAGAGGCCGACGCCUCGGCGGCUCGACCCAGCACGGUCAUCAACAUUGGCUCCAUCAACGGCCUGGGCAUUAGUCUAAUGGACACGUAUGCCUAUUCGGCCAGCAAAGCUGCUAUUCACCACCUAACACGCGUACUGGCAGCACAGCUGGCUGCUCGACACAUCACCGUCAAUGCCAUUGCCCCAGGUCCCUUCCCCACGAAAAUGACGGCCGCCGUCUUGGCCUCCUUCGAGACGGAAGUAGUCGACCGGGUACCUCUCCGCCGCGUAGGCAAACCCUCCGACUUGGCUGGCCUGUGUUUGCUCUUGACCUCUCCCACAGGUGCCUACAUGACUGGCACAGUUAUCCCCGUCGACGGCGGUUCACUUGUUAGCCCCUCCCUAUGA
Molecule: messenger RNA, 813 nt
Organism: Monosiga brevicollis MX1
Lineage: Eukaryota; Choanoflagellata; Craspedida; Salpingoecidae
Exons: 2
Coding region: 1-813 (270 amino acids)
Molecular function (GO): oxidoreductase activity
Source: RefSeq, a predicted model, not a curated record